This is a messenger RNA of Pseudophryne corroboree (corroboree frog), 1821 nucleotides long. Its product is annotated as carboxypeptidase O-like. Gene Ontology annotation, molecular function: metallocarboxypeptidase activity; zinc ion binding. Gene Ontology annotation, biological process: proteolysis. Bases 1 to 1695 code for a protein of 564 amino acids. Lineage: Eukaryota; Metazoa; Chordata; Amphibia; Anura; Myobatrachidae. The record is from RefSeq and is a predicted model, not a curated record. The transcript has 12 exons.
AUGCGCAGUUCAGACCUGAUCGGCUGCUAUGCGAAAACGCACAGCAGUGAUCAGCUCUUAAUCAGCCCCAAUGAGCUGGAAACUGAUGACUUAUACGAGGAAGUGAGCAAUAAUCUUAAUCAGGGAAAAGUAGUGGAUGUUGUCUACCUAGAUUUUGCAAAAGCCUUCGAUACAGUGCCUCACAGGGGACAGAUCAUCAAAUUAAAGGAGCUUGACCUAGGAAAAACUAUUUGCAUAUGGAUAAGUAACUGGCUGGACAGCAGAGUACAGCGUGUAGUGGUCAACAGGAAAUCCUCAACCAGGUUCCCAGUAGUCAGUGAAAACACACAAGGGUCCAUACUCGGACCACUACUGUUCAACAUAUUUAUCAAUGACCUAGGAAUAGGACUCAAAAGCACAGUGUCAAGCUUUGUAGAUGAUACUAAACUGUGUAAGCUGGAUUUGUGGAAGCCUCAAUCUCCGGAAGGAAUUCACCAAGGAAGCCGGGUCCAUGUCCGAAUCCCAUCUUCUUAUGUUAAACCAGUGAAGGAUAAGCUUCUCCAGAAUGACAUUCCAUAUACCGUACUGAUCAAUGAUGUGCAGCAGUCAAUAGACAAAACCAUAACUUCUAAGAAAAACACGAAGGCCGUGUCCUUGGAAAAUUAUGUCUAUACAGAGUAUCACCCAAUGGAUGAGAUCUAUGAUUGGAUGGAAGAGAUUAAGCUGAAGCAUAGUGACCUGGUGACAAAGCUUUACUUGGGAAGCACAUAUGAACGGCGAUCAAUAUACUACUUUAAGAUUGGAUGGCCGUCGGACAAGAAGAAGAAAAUCAUGUUUAUAGACUGCGGCUUUCAUGCCAGAGAAUGGGUCUCCGUGGCUUUCUGUCAGUGGUUUGUAAAGGAGAUUGUUACUAAACACCAGACUGAUGCUUUGCUCAACAAGGUCCUUAGAGAAGUAGACUUCUACGUUGUUCCUGUAUUUAACAUCGAUGGCUAUAUUUACUCAUGGACAACGGAGCGUCUGUGGAGAAAGAAUCGCGCCCCAUACGAAAAUGGCACCUGUUACGGAGUGGACCUGAAUCGGAAUUUUGAUGCGCAGUGGUGCAGUGCAGUAAUAGUGAGAUCAGGACUAUUUCAGAACUUGCCAUCUUUUGCUAUUGGCGCUUCUAGAAACUGCAACAGCUCCACCUUUUGCGGAUCAUCUGUAGCCUCAGAACCCGAGACUAAGGCACUGUCAGGCCUCAUAGAGCUGAUCAAGUCUGAUAUUCUCUUCUACCUGACCAUACAUUCCUAUGGAAAGAUGAUUCUCCUUCCCUACGGUUACACGCUCGAUCUAUCUAAGGACCAUGAACUGCUGAUGAGCGUGGCAAACAGAGCUAACGCCAAAAUGAAGGAGAAGCACAACAAUGAGUAUGCGGUGGGAAAUUCAGCAGAUGUAAUACAAUAUUUUGACUCUGGGUCAUCAGGUGAUUGGGCGACUGACAUUGGAAUCAAAUUCUCAUAUACCUUUGAGCUAAGAGACAAUGGCACCUAUGGAUUUCAGCUCCCAGCAGACCAAAUUCAGCCCACUUGUGAAGAGACUACAACUGCAAUCAUGUCCUUUGUAGAAUAUGUCAGUGAAAACUAUCUUGAAGACAGUGCGUUGUCCGUCACUUCUUCCUGGCUCAGCGUCCCCUUCUCACUGGCUGUUUGCAUGUACUACGCCACAGCCAAUUAAUUGCCUCAUUUGUGAUUAAGGUUUGUGGACAAUGUUGAUGUUCGAUGCAAAUGAAAAUACAAUUGUGAAAUAAUUACCUAAGAAGAACGCCAAUAUUGGUACAAUUAAAAUGGAAGUUGAAUUAUA